AUGACUAACGAAACAACCAGCAAAACUUCCGCAUCUGAGGCCAAAGCCAUAUUUCAAACAAUGCUUAUGAGUGAUCUGCAUUUGGAGUUCAACAAUGUAAUCAUUCCAGAGUUUCCAGUUGUUGCACCAAUUCUUAUACUCGCCGGAGACAUUGGAAGUCCAGUUGUACCAUCUCUACAAACAUUCUUACUCACUCAAUGCCAAAGAUUCGAACAUAUCUUUUACGUUGCAGGAAAUCAUAGUUUCUACGGAGGAAUAUAUGAAGAUCGUCUUAAACAGCUUCAAGAACUCGACAAUCUGAAUCCUCGUAUUCACUUUUUACAAAACAAAAGCUAUCUUCUUCCGAAUAAUGUGCGUAUACUCGGUACUACACUUUGGUCUCAUGUUCCUCAAGAAACUGCUUCGAAAAUUGGUCGAUGUCUUAAUGAUUAUAGACUUAUUUGGACCACAGCUGAAGAGACGAACGGAGACAGUAAAAGCAAGAAGCCGCGUCGAAUUACAGUGGAUGAUACAAACAAGUGGCAUGCUGAACAACAUGCUUGGUUAUUGCAAGAGAUCCAAAAAGCGCGAGAGAAUCGAGAACAUGUGGUUGUUAUAACUCAUCAUGCUCCGUCUCGUCGUGACACUAAUUCAGUAGAAGAUGAGGAGACUGGUAUUGGUGAUGCAUUCGUCAAUGAUCAUGAUGCAGACUGUGUCGAUCCUGUUCGUUUGUGGGUAUAUGGACAUACACAUCGAUCGACUGAUCUGACUGUAAAUUCUACGAAAGUAGUGAGCAAUCAACUUGGAUAUGUUGACGAGAAUUGUGGAUUCCGACCGAAUAUGAAGAUCAUUUUGUACGAUGAUGAGACUGUUACGGUAACAGAUUCUGUUCCUUCUGAAUCAUGA
Messenger RNA from Rotaria sp. Silwood2, 885 nucleotides. NCBI's taxonomy places the organism in Eukaryota, Metazoa, Rotifera, Eurotatoria, Philodinida, Philodinidae. The record is from the annotation of a GenBank genome assembly.